UUGAAAUAAAAACCCUAGAUAAUAAAGGUCUUCUCUUCUCUCUCAACGCCCCUCCGCAGCAGUUGCAGAUUAAACUGAACGGCGAAAAACAAAAUCCUCUCCGGCCAAAACGAGUGAUUGUAACAAAAACAUGGCGUAUCAAGCGAUGAAACCCACGAAAGCUGGUUUGGAGGAACCCCUCGAGCAGGUUCAUAAGAUCAGAAUCACUCUCUCUUCCAAGAAUGUCAAGAACUUGGAGAAAGUGUGCACUGACUUGGUCCGUGGAGCUAAGGACAAGAGACUUAGAGUUAAGGGACCAGUGAGAAUGCCCACUAAGGUUCUUAAGAUCACCACCAGAAAGGCACCUUGUGGUGAAGGAACCAACACUUGGGACAGGUUUGAACUUAGGGUUCACAAGAGGGUGAUAGACCUCUUCAGCUCCCCUGACGUGGUUAAGCAAAUCACUUCGAUCACAAUUGAACCUGGUGUCGAGGUCGAGGUCACUAUUGCUGACUCUUAGACGAUUACUUGUUCUAAAAACCGCUUCAAGAAAGAAUGUAUCUCGUCGUUUCUGGUCCUACAUUUUUGUUUCUGGUUAGCGCAACCAUAUGUCUUGGCUUUUGAUAGUUCUGAGGUGGUUUUGUCAAUCAUAUUAUUUUCAUCUAUUAAGAGACCUUAAUGAACCAUUUCAAGAUCUUGAUUUCAUACAUAAUUUCGUUUUGUUA
Messenger RNA from Camelina sativa (false flax), 704 nucleotides. RefSeq names its product small ribosomal subunit protein uS10y. Gene Ontology annotation, molecular function: RNA binding; structural constituent of ribosome. Gene Ontology annotation, cellular component: ribosome; small ribosomal subunit. Lineage: Eukaryota; Viridiplantae; Streptophyta; Magnoliopsida; Brassicales; Brassicaceae. The record is from RefSeq and is a predicted model, not a curated record. Gene Ontology annotation, biological process: translation.